This is a messenger RNA of Malassezia pachydermatis, 6372 nucleotides long. RefSeq names its product amino acid permease. Gene Ontology annotation, molecular function: amino acid transmembrane transporter activity. Lineage: Eukaryota; Fungi; Basidiomycota; Malasseziomycetes; Malasseziales; Malasseziaceae. The transcript has 4 exons. Gene Ontology annotation, biological process: amino acid transmembrane transport. The record is from RefSeq and is a predicted model, not a curated record. Bases 1 to 6372 code for a protein of 2123 amino acids. Gene Ontology annotation, cellular component: membrane.
AUGGGUUACUUUCAAAAUUUUAUUGAUAGCUUCAAACCUGCCGUCGUUGAUGACCUUGUGUACCAUAUUCCUGAGAACACUAAGCCGGAAGACUAUGACGCUGCGAUCGGGGGCGAUAAACACUCAGUGUAUGCCCAAAGUGCCAGUGCUGUUGAUUUGAAAAGUCGCCCUCUCCGUAAGAACUUGAAAUCGCGUCAUCUUGCUUUUAUUGCCCUUGGUGGUGGUAUCGGAACGGGUUUGUUUAUCGGUUCUGGAUCUACUCUUUCAACCGGUGGACCAGGGAGUAUUAUUAUCGAUUAUACUCUCAUGGGUAUAAUGAUCUUGACAGUUCUUUUUGCUCUCGGUGAGCUUGGAUCCAUGUAUCCCGUUCCUGGUGCUUUUGCCGAGUACAGUUCUCGUUUUAUUGAUCCAGCUCUUGGAUUUGCCAUCGGUUACAAUUACAUGAUGCAAUGGCUCGCUACUUUCCCAUUGGAGUUUGUAGCUGCUACGCUUGUGAUUGGUUUUUGGAAUGAACCUGAAGUUGUGCCAAAAGGUGCCAUUAUUGCCAUCUUCUGGGUUUUCAUUAUUCUUGUUAACUUAUUCGGCGCCCGUGGUUAUGCCGAAGUGGAAUUCACUGCGACUUCCAUCAAAAUGAUCACCCUAGUUGGUUUUAUCAUUUGUGCGAUUGUAAUUGAUUGCGGUGGAACUCCUAGUGGCCAUUAUUUGGGCGCUGGAACUUGGUACAAGCCGGGUGCCUUCAACAACUCUUUCAAAGGUUUCUGCAGUGUUUUUACUACCGCCGCUUUUGCUUUCUCUGGAACAGAAGUUGUCGGGCUUGCGGCUGCUGAGUCUAGUAAUCCGCGAAAGUUUCUACCCCGGGCAUGCAAACUAGUGGUAUAUCGUGUGGUUAUCUUUUAUGCCCUUACACUCUUUAUGCUUACGCUUAUUGUUCCAUCGGAUUACCCCGGUCUUCAUGGUAAGAAUGCGUACGACCCCAACACGUCUCCGUUCGUACUCGCUAUCCGCAUUGGCGGCAUCAAGUCAUUGCCUAGCAUUGUGAAUGCCGUUAUUUUCCUCUCUGCGCUUUCUGUGGCUAACUCCUCUGUCUUUGCUGCCAGCCGUACUUUCCAUGCUUUGGCCAUGCAGGGCAAAGCGCCUAAAAUCUUCUCGUAUGUGGAUCGCGAGGGUCGGCCUCUUUUCGCUGUCAUGCUGUGUCUUCUAUUUGGCUUGCUUGGCUUUUUGAUCUAUUCCACCAGUGAGGCUGAAGUUUUCGACUGGCUCAUCGGUAUCUCUGGUCUCUCCGUGCUUUUCACGUGGGCUUCGGUCUGUGCGUCGCAUAUCCGAUUCCGGGCAGCCUGGAAACGGCAAGGGCACACGCUCGAAGAGAUUCCAUGGGUAUCUCCUCUUGGCACCAUUGGAAGCUGGAUCGGUAUUGCCUUCAACACGCUCGUUGUUAUCUCACAAUUUUACGUUUCUGCGUUCCCAAUUGAUGAAGGCACAUACAGAAGCACUGAUCGAGCCUACCAUUUCUUCCUGGGCAUGAUCUCGCUCCCCAUCUUUCUUACGUCCUAUGUUUCAUACAAAGUAAUCAAGCGUACGAAAUUUAUUCGCUUGGAGGAUAUCGAUCUCGUGUCAGGUCGCCGUGAAAAAGAAUCUGUCGAAGUGCUGGAGCAGGAACGCGCUGAAAUGCGAAAGCUGGUAGGAGUUGAUGUAUUUACAUCUUCCAUGGCUAUCAAAAAUGAAGAAGGUGAGAUUGAAAUUGUCCCGGAAAAAGCUGCUUUAAAGCGUGCUUUAAAGGGCCGUCACAUUCAAUUUAUCGCGCUUGGUGGUAGCAUUGGUACCGGUCUCUUUAUCGGCUCUGGCUUCAACUUAUACACCGGUGGCCCCGGCUCACUGAUGGUGGCAUAUAUUAUUGUUGCUGUUAUGAUGAUUACUACUAUUUUUGGCUUGGGUGAAAUGGCUGCCGCGCUUCCUGUUGAGGGUUCGUUCACUACAUACUCUAUCCGCUUUAUCGAUCCAUCUUGGGGCUUCUCUAUGGGUUGGGUAUACUUCCUGCAAUGGCUAGUUACUUUCCCCUUGGAAGCAACGGCAGCCACAAUGAUUAUCAGUUUUUGGGAUAAAGAUGAAGUUGUUCCCAGAGGUGUUUGGAUCGCCAUUUAUUUCGUGGUUAUGGUCACUAUCAACUUGUUUGGUGUGCGGGGAUAUGGUGAAUAUGAAUUCUUUGCUACCAUGAUUAAAGUGCUGGGCUGCAUAGGUUUCAUUAUUUGUGCAAUCGUUAUUGAUUGCGGGGGUGCACCUUCAGGUCACUAUUUGGGCGCACGAGGUUGGCAUACUCAAGAUGCAUUCAUGAAUGGGUUUAAAGGUUUUUGCUCUGUGUUUAUUACAGCGGCAUUUGCCUUCUCCGGAUCAGAACUUGUCGGCCUUGCUGCGGCAGAAACGUCCAACCCUCGUAAGCACCUUCCGAAGGCCUGCAAGCAAGUCAUUGCCCGUGUCCUUCUUUUCUAUAUCCUGUGUCUUUUUAUGAUUACCCUGAUUGUUCCUGCCGAGACUGAGUCUUUGAAUGGUAGCGGUACAGACCCUGCCGCAUCGCCCUUUGUCAUUGCCAUCCAAAUCGGUCAGAUCUACGCGUUGCCACAGAUCUUCAAUGCGGUGAUCCUAAUUUCAUGUCUCUCUGUGGGUAAUGCAUCCAUCUACGGCGCAAGUCGUAUGCUUCAAUCGUUGGCUGAACAAGGCAUGGCGCCUAGGCUUUUUGCCUUUGUUGAUCGUAAGGGUCGCCCUCUUUUCUCUCUGCUUGUUUCGCUCGCGUUUGGCCUUCUUGGUUUCCUAGUUUACUCAACAACAGAAAACACUGUUUUCAGCUGGCUACUGAGUAUUUCUGGUCUUUCUGCAGUCUUUACUUGGGGAUCCAUUUGUUUCGCGCAUAUUCGCUUCCGAAACGCAUGGCUGAAACAAGGCAACACUUUGACACAACUCCCCUGGGCCUCGCCAUUUGGUAUUAUUGGCUCAUGGGUGGGCUUUGUCUUAAACGUUUUGGUCAUAAUUGCAUCAUUCUAUUCCUCCGCUUGGCCCAUUGGUGAAGGUGAAAUGACAGGCUCUGAUCGUGCUUACAACUUCUUUGAGUAUAUGCUCUCGCUUCCGAUUGCUCUGGCCUUCUUCUUUGGUCACAAGCUUUGGUACCGGACUAAGUAUGUCCGAUUCGAUGAUAUUGAUGUUCAGACUGGUCGUCGUCGUGAUUUAAAACGUGAUCUUAAUGUUCGGCACUUAUGCUUCCUUGCCAUCGGGACAGGCAUCGGGACAGGUCUCUUUAUUGGUUCCGGGAAUAUUCUUGCUAUUGGUGGUCCUGGCUCAUUGCUCAUUAACUUUGUUCUUGUUGGAUUUAUGGUCAUUACGGUGUUGUUUUCCGUGGGCGAAAUUUUUGCCGUAUACCCCUUCAUUGGCUCAUAUGCCAACAUUAUGGCACGGUUUGUCGAUUCAUCUUUUGCAUUCUGCAUUUCUGUACUUUAUUGCAUUACAUGGAUCCUCAUUUUGCCUUUGGAGCUCACAACAGCCACUAUUGUGAUCACGUUCUGGGAUAAAGAUGAAGUGGUACCGCAAGGUGUUUGGAUCGCUGUCAUUCUCGUGUUUGUUUUUGCUAUCAAUCUUCUUGGUGUGAGAAUGUACGGUGAAUUUGAGUUUUUUGCUACCACGAUUAAGAUUGUGGCCUGCAUUGGCUUUAUUAUCUGCGCUGCUGUAAUUGAUUGCGGUGGUGCGCCCAGCGGUAAAUACCUUGGUGCUAGUACAUGGUAUAACCCUGGCGCUUUUAACAACUCAUUCAAAGGCUUUUGCAGUGCUUUUGCUUUCGCUGCUUUAUCGUAUGGUGGCACUGAAAUUGUGGGCAUUACCGCUGCUGAAGCAAAAUACCCGCAUAAGAUGCUUCCCAAGGCAGUGAAAUUUGUGGUGUAUCGAGUUUUGAUUUUAUACAUUGCCACUCUCUUUACAAUUACGUUGAUUGUUCCUUACAAUGCAUCUGAACUUCUUGGCAGUAGCAGCGACCCUCGUGCGUCUCCUUUUGUUAUCACUAUUCAAACUGGUGCCAUUUAUGCAUUGCCUGCCAUUUUCAAUGGUGUUAUUCUAAUUUCUGUUAUUUCCGUGGCAAGCUCUGCCGUGUACUCGGGCAGCCGUUUGGUACACUCCAUGGCACAAACCGGUUUCCUUCCUGUGUGGUUUGCGUACAGCGUGAAGGGUGCGCCUGUGGUCGGAUAUAUUGUUGCCUUCCUCUUCGGAAUGCUUGCUUUCUUAGUGUACUCGACGUCUAAGAAUGAAGCUUUUGCCUGGCUAGGAAGUAUUGCUGGUAUUUCCGUCAUUUUCUUGUGGUUGGGCAUCUCUAUCUCGCAUCUCCGAUUCCGUUUGGCAUGGCGUAAGCAAGGCUAUACGAACCGGGAUCUGCCAUGGGCCUCACCGUUAGGUAUCUAUGGUACUAUUUUCGGCACUGUGAUCAAUAUUUUGGUCCUGGCGGCCAGUUUCUACAGUGCGGCUUUCCCUGUUGGAGAGGGUGAAAUGACAUCUCGCGAGCGUGCCAAGACAUUCUUCCAGACCUACUUACCAGGUGCUAUCUUUGUCGUUGUUUUUGUGGGCCAUAAGAUUUGCACCCGGACCCUUCCUAUACGACUGAAAGAUAUUGAUCUGCAAAUGGGUCGCCGAGAGGCAGCCACUGAAGAGCACUUUGGUACGGAUCCUCAAUAUGUUUCAGACCCGGUUGAUCCGUUCGCUGAGAAACCUGAGGUCCUUGGUGAGAGUGAUUAUGGAAAUGCCACCACUAUGGUCCAUACCGAAAAUGGUGGUGUGGCCAUUGUCCCGGAAAAGUCUGCUUUGAAGCGAAGUCUCGAAGGCCGUCACAUUCAAUUCAUCGCCCUGGGUGGUGGUAUCGGUACUGGUUUGUUCAUCAGUUCCGGUAGUGAGCUGAGCACUGGUGGCCCAGCCAGUCUGAUUAUCAAUUUUAUUAUUGUUGGUAUCAUGCUUAUUUGCAUUAUCUUUGGUCUCGGUGAACUUGCUGCUGUCCUUCCUGUCUCUGGUGCUUUCUCUGCCUAUGCCACUCGUUUUAUUGACCCAGCUUGGGGUUUCGCUAUGGGCUGGAACUACUACCUGCAAUGGCUUAUUGUUAUGCCCUUGGAGUUUGUGGCUGCCACGAUUAUCAUUCAGUUCUGGGAUCCAAACAAAGCGGUGCCGCCCGGCAUUUGGGUGAUGAUCUUCUUCUUGGUACUCGUUGUCAUCAAUAUCUUUGGUGUUCGCGGGUAUGCUGAGUUUGAAUUUGCUGCUACCGCCUUGAAAAUCAUCACGGUCAUUGGCUUGAUUAUUGUGCUAAUUUGCAUUGACUGUGGUGGCACGCCAAGUAACAAGUACCUUGGCGCUAGUACAUGGCACAACCCUGGUGCGUUUCACAAUGCUUUCAAAGGCUUCUGUGCUACGUUUGCUGGUGUUGCGUUUGCUUUUGCCGGUACCGAGUUGGUCGGUCUGGCUGCAGCGGAGACUAAGGAGCCACGCAAGGUGCUGCCUAAGGCUUGCCAGCAGAUUGUUGUCCGCAUCAUUGUUUUCUACAUCCUGUCGCUCUUUUUGGUGUCGCUCGUGGUUCCCUACAAUGACGAGCGCCUCUCGAAUGGUUCCUCGUCGUACGAUCCCCGUCAAUCUCCCUUUGUGAUUGCCAUUCAGAUCGGCAAAAUCAACGUUCUUCCCCACAUUGUGAACGCUGUAAUUAUUGUCUCGACUCUCUCUGUGGCUAAUGCUUCGGUGUUUGCCAGUAGCCGUACCCUUCUCUCGCUGGCAGAGCAGGGCUUUGCUCCGAAGUUCCUGCGCUACGUGGACCGCUCUGGUCGUCCCCUUCCUGCUGUGACUAUAUCAUUGCUCUUUGGUCUGUUGGCCUUCCUGAUCUAUUCGGCAGAGGCACAGACGGUGUUCAGCUGGCUACUGAGUAUUUCAGGUCUCUCUGCGAUUUUCGCUUGGGGCUCCAUUUCGCUGUGCCAUAUUCGUUUCCGCGCUGCAUGGAAGUUGCAAGGCAACACGCUUCGUCAGCUGCCAUGGGCCUCGCCACUGGGCACCAUUGGCUCCUAUAUUGGUCUGGGUCUGUCGAUUCUGGUUAUUAUUGCCACGUUCUACGCGUCUGCCUGGCCCAUUGGUGAAGGUAAAAUGACACCAAGUAAGCGUGCCUACAUAUUUUUUAAUGGUAUGGUCUCGCUUGUGGUGAUCAUCAUUUUCUACACAUGCUACAAGCUCAUUUGCCGCCCUCGCAUUGUGCGUCUGGAGGAGAUGGAUCUAUACACUGGCCGUCGUGACGCUGUGAGUGAAGAGGUGCUUGAGCAGGAGCGUGCUGAGAAACGUGCUCGCCCUAUCUGGAAGAAGGUGCUCGGCUUUAUCUUCUAA